AUGGAGGGGGAGACAGACUGCGGGUCAACUACACCCCACACGCAGAUACAGCAGGGAAGAGCCCGUAAGAGGAAUACAGAGAGACUGAGAUUUAACAGGUCAAAGAGUCUGGCUCCGCACGCCGUGAGGUCACGGUCCAUCAACUCUGAGAGUGGUCAGGAUGGAGAAGGGGUGGAGCUAACGUCUGACGUAUUUCUCUCAGUGUCCCCACCCAAUCAGCAAACGGAAAACUUAGACACCUCUCCCACUGAGAGGGAACUAACCAAUGAGGGUUCCCUGUCUCCCGCCACCCCUCCGGCCACGCCCCGUGAGGAACAGAGGGAUGGAGAGGGGGAAGGAAGGAGAGGAGUGAAGAGGGACACUGGGAAAGAAGACAAGCUGUACAGCCACCUGAGGGACAACAUGGAGAAGAUCAAAGAGUUCUGUUCUGUGAUGGUCCAACAGAUCCCCAUACCAGAACACUGUGUCAUAGAAGGUACACUGCUAUUACCAGCUCAUCAUACCUGAUUUAAGACCAAAUCCUUCCGUGUUGAGCACUCAUAACUUAAAUAGUCAGAGAAGUACGUCAGUAAAAAGCAUUAGAGUGAGGUGGAGGUAACUGCCAAAAUAAAGGAAACACCAACAUAAACGUUUCUAUUUGAACAAACCUGGUAAAUGUAAUCGGUGGUGAUAGAGCUAUAGGUCCGGGAAUGUGUGAGAAAUAUGAGUGGAAUUAAAGUAUGAGCGCAAUAGCUAGCGGUGGUGCGAAAGGGCUGUGUUUUGAUGAAUUAACAAGUUGUAGGUGUGACGAGGGCUUGGUGACUCACUGGACAAUCAAGCAGUUCCGUGGCUUAUUACUGCAUGCUGUUGUCUCCAGUUCUGUAGGUUAUUGACGUUUUUUGCGUUGUCAUCAAAUCCAAUUGGGCUGGGGGAAUCCUAGUCCAUUGUGGAUUGAUACUACAGUUUAUUAAAUAGCAUUGGCUACAGUAACGAGUGAUAGCAACAGUAAAAAAUAAUAUAUAAUGACAUCCUGUGUUUGAGAUGUUGACAGUCAACAUUGUUGUAAUUGGCUUCAACGAGUAUAGGCCUUUGAACAUCACACUUCUCCUCAAAUAAAAAACCCAGGGCUUCCAUUAAUUGUAUUGAGUUUGUGAGGCACGUUCUCAAUAAAGCAAGAUAUAUCCUAGGCCUUCCGUUGAUAUGGACUUAUAGGACUGAACAUGUUGAAUGUGUUUGGAGGAGGGUGUCUUUGAUAACCGGACUAGAGGCGCUCUUUGGAAAUGGAGAGGGAUAAAGCCCAAAUGGAGUGUACACGGCAGGUAUGCCUAUGGGAACUGUACACGGCAGGUAU
Salvelinus sp. IW2-2015 is the source of this 1330-nucleotide messenger RNA. The record is from RefSeq and is a predicted model, not a curated record. NCBI's taxonomy places the organism in Eukaryota, Metazoa, Chordata, Actinopteri, Salmoniformes, Salmonidae.